Messenger RNA from Malania oleifera, 348 nucleotides. RefSeq lists its product as uncharacterized. NCBI's taxonomy places the organism in Eukaryota, Viridiplantae, Streptophyta, Magnoliopsida, Santalales, Ximeniaceae. The record is from RefSeq and is a predicted model, not a curated record. The transcript has a single exon. Bases 1 to 348 code for a protein of 115 amino acids.
AUGGUGGUCGCUCAUCAUCUAUUGGCUAUUGGUACCAAUUUUGAUGAUCCUUUUCUCUACCGAUCACUUGUUGGAGCUCUUCAAUAUCUCAUUAUCACUCGUUUGGACAUCACUCAUGCCAUCACUGCCGCCGGUCAGUACAUGCAUAAGCCAUCUGUCUCUCAUUUUCAAGCAAUUAAGCGAAUUCUUCGUUACGUUAAAGGAACUCUUCAGUUUGGACUGAUUUUUACUCCAUCUUCUUCUCAGGAGAUCCUUGUUUAUUUUGAUGCCAAUUGGGCUGGGUGUCCUAACACACGUCGAUCAAUCUCUAACUAUGCAAUUUACUUUGGUGAUAAUCUUGUGUCCUAG